Messenger RNA from Mytilinidion resinicola, 1441 nucleotides. RefSeq names its product deoxyribonuclease tatD. Gene Ontology annotation, molecular function: 3'-5'-DNA exonuclease activity. Bases 209 to 1204 code for a protein of 331 amino acids. The transcript has 6 exons. The record is from RefSeq and is a predicted model, not a curated record. Gene Ontology annotation, cellular component: cytosol. Lineage: Eukaryota; Fungi; Ascomycota; Dothideomycetes; Mytilinidiales; Mytilinidiaceae.
CACCAUCAAGAAGCUCAGUUCGACAUGACUGUACGUGCUUAUGAGCUCUAGGUAUCUACAAAUAGGCCAUAGUGCGACGCUGCGUGCCUCUCGCACUCAUCGAUCUCUUUCAACUCAAGCAUUUGCAUCUCCUUGCUUCGAAGUCAACGUUUCCUGUGAACCGCAAAUCCCUUCCAAAUCUAUCAAUCCCCCGUUUUCAACUUUCAGAAUGUCUCAAAAUGCAGCUGCCUCAGCAUCAGCUCCCGCCCAGGCUAGCGAAAGAAAUAGCUCUCAGAAGCUGAAAUAUGUCGAUAUCGGAAUCAACCUCGGUGACCCCGUCUUCCGCGGCAAAUACCAUGGCAAGCAAAGCCACCAAGACGAUUUCGCUGACGUUCUUCAGCGGGCUUUGGACGCUGGCUGCGAGAAGUUGAUGGUAACCGGGUCAGAUUUGAAAGAAUCGAAACAUGCUGUCGAACUCGCCAAGCAACAUCCCGGACUCUGCUACGCCACAGUCGGUGUCCACCCAUGCUCCGCAAAGCACUUUGAAUCAUACCGCGACGGCCCCGCAGCCUUGCUCACCGCCAUUGGCGACCUUGCUCGAACCUCUAAGGCAGCUGGCCGCACAGUUGCCUUCGGGGAAAUCGGACUGGACUACGACCGAUUAUUCCUAACCCCUAAGGAUCAACAGGUCAAGUACUUCGAGGCUCAACUUGACCUUGCAGUUGAGAUCCAGCUCCCCCUGUUCCUGCAUUCUCGAGCUGCUAGCGAAGAUUUCGAGAGACUACUCGCUGUGAAACUUCCCCAACUGCCGAAGAAGGGGCUCGUGCACAGCUUCACCGGAACCGUUGAGGAGAUGAAGCGGAUGGUGGAUCUGGGCUUGGAUGUUGGAGUCAAUGGGUGCAGUAUGAAAACCGAGGAAAACAUUGAGGUUGUAAGGCAGAUUCCACUUGAGCAUUUGCAGAUCGAGACAGAUGGGCCUUGGUGUGAGAUGCGUCCUAGCCAUGCAUCUGCGAAAUUCCUGGUGGACGCGCCUCCUUUGCCAAAAGCAGUCAAGAAAGAGAAAUGGACUCAGGGCGUCAUGAUCAAGGGACGAAAUGAACCGGCGACGAUACCGCAUGUCGCUUAUGCGAUUGCGAAAAUAAAAGAUAUCUCCGUAGAGGAGGUUUGCGAAGCCGCGUGGCGUAAUUCGAUCAAGAUGUUUGGACUGGGAGAGAAAAUAGAAUAGACUUGGAAGUCUUUGUAAAUCAUGCAUUAGAAGCAAUCUCGGCGACUGGGCGGGUGACCUGCAUGUAGUGAGUACCUGGAGUUAGUCCGUAUUCUCAGUACUGACUACCCUAUAGGGGGAUGAUUAGGUGUUCAUAUGGUGAUGCCUCUCAGUUAAACCAAUCACGAAGUGCUUCUUACUCAUAGAAUCAAUGACGCUGUCUCCUCUCUAGUAUAUGUGCACCACAAUGUACCUCUG